Molecule: messenger RNA, 3363 nt
Organism: Brassica napus (rape)
Lineage: Eukaryota; Viridiplantae; Streptophyta; Magnoliopsida; Brassicales; Brassicaceae
Product: probable LRR receptor-like serine/threonine-protein kinase At1g06840
Exons: 19
Coding region: 302-3130 (942 amino acids)
Biological process (GO): protein phosphorylation
Molecular function (GO): ATP binding; protein kinase activity; protein binding
Source: RefSeq, a predicted model, not a curated record
AAGGGGGGGUGGGUAUUAUUCUAAUGGUGGUGGGGGCGUCUCAAGUCGCCGUCUUUCUCCCACCAUCGCUGUGAAGAAAAAUCAAACCCACACACACGAUGGUCCUUGUCGACUUCAUUUCAUUUCCCCCAUAGAUUGAUUGUUAAUUGCCCCCUUUCAUUUGAUCUGCAUUGUUUGACUUCUCUCCGGUCACUAGGGUUUCUUCAGAUUUCUCCGCCGAUUCCUCUUAUCUACAUCUGCCUUUUUUUUGGAAACAUGACCUGAUCUAACCAAAGACUUGAGUUACCUUCUCACACGCAUCAUGGCGUUGUUGUCUCAAAGAGUCUAUCUAUAUCAGCUCCUUGCUGCGUUUUUCUGCCUGCUUCUUCUUCUUGCCUAUGCACGAACAGACCCCUCUGAAGUCACUGCUUUACGAUCAGUUAAGAGAAGUUUAGUUGAUCCUAAAGAUUAUUUGAGAAACUGGAACAGAGGAGACCCUUGCAGGUCAAAUUGGACAGGAGUUAUCUGCUCCAAUGAGAUUGGAACUGACGAAUAUCUUCAUGUCCGAGAACUCCUACUGAUGAAUAUGAAUCUCUCCGGGAGUUUAUCACCAGAGCUCCGAAAAUUAGGUCAUCUCGAGAUAUUAGAUUUCAUGUGGAACAAUAUAAGUGGUUCAAUUCCAAAGGAGAUAGGGCAGAUAUCAUCCCUGCUACUCUUGCUGCUGAAUGGAAACAAACUUUCAGGGCCUUUACCAAGCGAACUAGGCUAUCUUUCGAACUUGAACAGGUUCCAGAUUGAUGAAAAUAAUAUCACAGGACCAAUACCAAAGUCCUUUUCCAACUUGAGAAAAGUGAAACAUCUGCACUUCAACAAUAAUUCGUUGACCGGCCAGAUUCCAGUUGAGCUUUCCAGUCUUACAAACAUCUUUCACGUGCUGCUAGACAACAACAAUUUAUCCGGAGAUCUCCCACCGCAACUCUCUCAAUUGCCAAACCUGCAAAUCCUGCAACUUGAUAAUAACAACUUCAGUGGAUCAGAUAUACCAGCUUCCUAUGGAAACUUUUCUAGUAUACUGAAGCUGAGUCUUAGAAACUGUAGUUUGAAAGGGGCUCUUCCUGAUUUUAGCAGGAUACGUCGUCUCAAAUACUUGGAUCUUAGCUGGAAUGAGCUCACAGGACCUAUACCUUCUUCUAAUCUUUCUGAGGAUGUGACAACCAUUGAUUUAUCAAACAACAUACUAAACGGAUCCAUUCCGCUGAGCUUCUCAAAUCUCCCUUUGCUUCAGAUGCUAUCGAUGAAGAACAAUAUGUUAUCUGGAUCUGUCCCUGAUUCCCUCUGGAAGAAUAUCUCAUUACGGAAGAAAGCUAGACUUCUACUGGAUCUCAGGAAUAAUAGUCUGUCACAUGUUGAAGGAGAUCUAACUCCUCCAGAAAAUGUCACUUUAAGGCUUGAUGGUAAUCCGAUAUGCAAGAACGGAAGCAUAACAAACGCAGGCCUCUUCUGCGAAUCCAUAGGAAAAGCGUGGACAUCACCACCACCACCAGCAACCAACUCAACAGACUGUCCUCCUCUAGCCUGUCCCACUCCUGAUUUCUACGAAUACAGUCCAGCAUCCCCGUUACGAUGCUUUUGUGCAGCGCCUCUCAGGAUUGGAUACCGUCUGAAGAGUCCUAGCUUCUCAUACUUCCCUCCAUAUAUUGAUCAGUUCGGGGAGUAUGUUACCGAUUUUCUUCAAAUGGAGCCCUAUCAACUCUGGAUCGACUCUUAUCAAUGGGAGAAAGGGCCUCGUCUGAGGAUGCAUCUGAAACUUUUUCCGCAAGUUACAAGAAGCACAUUUAACACGAGUGAAGUUGUGAGAAUCAGAGGCAUAUUCGCAUCAUGGAGAUUUCCCGGGAGUGACUUAUUCGGACCAUAUGAGCUGCUCAACUUCACUCUGCAGGGGCCAUAUUCAUAUGUAAACUUGAGCAGUGAAAGGAAAGGCGUUAGCUGGGGACGUUUGGCAGCAAUAACUGCAGGGGCUGUGGUGACUGCUGUUGCAAUCUCCGCCUUGGUUGCCGCCUUGUUGCUUAGAAGAUACAGCAAGCACGAGCGUGAGAUAUCUAGAAGACGGUCUUCCUCGAAAGCUUCCUUGAUGAAUUCUGGGAUAAGAGGCUUCAGGUUCAAAGAACUAGCAGAGGCCACGGACGAUUUUAGCAGCUCAGCUUUGGUUGGACGCGGAGGCUACGGAAAGGUUUAUAGAGGUGUGUUAUCUGACAAAACGGUUGCUGCCAUAAAGCGAGCUGAUGAAGGGUCUUUGCAAGGUGAGAAGGAGUUCUUGAAUGAAAUAGAGUUGCUCUCCAGGUUGCAUCAUCGGAAUCUAGUGUCCCUUAUCGGUUAUUGUGACGAAGAAGGGGAGCAGAUGCUGGUGUACGAAUUCAUGCCAAACGGCACCCUUCGCGACUGGCUCUCUGCUAAAGGGAAGGAGACAUUGAGCUUUGGGAUGAGGGUUCGUGUUGCUUUGGGAGCAGCCAGGGGUAUUCUCUACCUUCACACAGAAGCCAACCCACCAGUCUUCCACCGAGACAUCAAAGCCAGUAACAUCCUCCUCGACCUCAACUUCAAUGCCAAAGUUGCAGACUUUGGACUGUCCCGUCUUGCUCCUGCUUUGGAGGAGGAAGAGGAUGUGCCUAAACACGUAUCCACGGUUGUUCGUGGGACUCCAGGGUACCUGGAUCCAGAAUACUUCCUGACGCACAAGCUGACGGACAAGAGCGACGUGUACAGCAUGGGGGUUGUGUUCUUGGAGCUGCUGACUGGUAUGCACGCCAUAUCCCAUGGCAAAAACAUUGUGCGAGAGGUGAAGACGGCGGACAUGAUGGUGUCGCUGAUAGACAAGAGAAUGGAGGCGUGGUCGAUGGAAACCGCUGAAAGGUUUUUCUCAUUGGCACUGAGGUGUAGCCACGACUCGCCUGAUAUGAGGCCUGCGAUGGCUGAGGUGGUGAAAGAGCUGGAGGCACUCCUCCCCGACAAGGAAGGAAAAAUGGAGACGAAGUCGUCCUCCUCGGUGCUGUCAACAUCUUCUUCGAAUGUAACAAGAGACCUUUACGAGUCGGCGAGCCUUUUAGGAAGCGAUCUCAGCAGCGGCGUUGUUCCCAGCAUCGCUCCUCGCUGAGUCAUACCACAAACGAAACAAACACCUGACUGAGCUUUUGGUUUGCUGUUAUCUGUAACAUAUAUAUAUAUAUAUAUAUAUAUAUAUAUAUAUAUAUAUACUACGAUUUGGCACGCCCGUAGGGUGGGUUUGUAACCAAAAAAUACAUAAAUAUAAUUUACUUAAACGUAUGUUGAUAUUAAUUUUUAUUGUGUAUGUUUUGUUAUUCUUAUUAUAUAUUAUGUUUAUCUUAA